AGUUGAUCAGUUCACAUACAACAGUCUAAACAGCAGCACCAACCUAGAGACGGGAAACAUUUGUAUCGUCACACGGAAAUGAUUCGCAUUCACAGUUUGGCCAUCAUUGGCCUAAUGGCAAUGAUCAGCUGCGGCAACGUUUUGGCCAAACAAGAUAGUUCAGCACGUCAGUUUGGUGGUCAAAACUUUGGUAAUGGCCUGGGACCUGUUGGCUUGGGCGGCAUCGGUGGCAAUGGCGGGUUUGGUGGCGGUAAUGCCAUCGGUCCCGGUGGCUUUGGCUAUAAUCCAGUUGGCUAUCCCCCACAACAGCAACAGCAGCCUCCUGGCUGUCCGCUAUGUGAUUCAUCCGUUUAUAGCUAUUGCUCACACAAGAUGAUACACGAUGCCUGUUGCUGCGAUUUUCCAGCUGCCACACCGCAGUUGCGUCCACAGCAAUGCAACUUUUACGAUUGUUCGCUACUCUAUGCCAAAUCCUGCUACGAACAUGCCCUCAUUAAGAACUGCUGCUGCAAUAAUCCCUACUGA
Drosophila willistoni is the source of this 525-nucleotide messenger RNA. RefSeq names its product glycine-rich cell wall structural protein. Bases 79 to 525 code for a protein of 148 amino acids. Lineage: Eukaryota; Metazoa; Arthropoda; Insecta; Diptera; Drosophilidae. The record is from RefSeq and is a predicted model, not a curated record. The transcript has 3 exons.